UUGGUUCUUGCCCCAGACUUGUUUUGUUUCUCACAGAGAGACUUCUGGAUCUCAUCUGUGUGUUUGUAAACCCUGCGGGACAUUACAUCACCGUCUCAUGUGAAACGUGUAGCGUGGCCAAGAGACCGCGUGAGCCGAGUGAGAGGUCAUGGCAUCACAGCUGACCUCUCGCCAGACUGCUGGUGUGCCAUGCUCACAGACCUCAGACACACUAUAUCGUCAUGUGCAUCUCUGGGAAAACUUCAAGCAUCCCUCUCUGCAGUCUGUGUUCUAUUCUCAUGCCAUUAAUGCAGACUAAAAUCUGACUAAAUGUGUGUUUGCAGUAUUGCAGGCAGUGUGGCGGAGAGCUUUGACACAGAGAGUGGCUUUGAGGACUCUGAGAACAGCGACGUGGCCAACUCUGUGGUACGGUUCAUCGCCCGCUUCAUUGACAAGGUGUGCACAGAGAGUGGCGUCAGCCAAGACCACAUCAAGAGUUUGCAUAGCAUGAUCCCAGGCAUCGUGGCCAUGCAGAUGGAAACUCUGGAGGCAGUCCACAGGGAGAGCAGGAGGCUGCCGCCCAUCCAGAAGGUAGGUGCUGCACUGCACUGGGCCACCCAUUCAGAAGGUAGGUGCUGCCCUGCACUGGGCCACCCAUUCAGAAGGUAGGUGCUGCGCUGCACUGGGCCAUCCAUUCAGAAGGUAGGUGAUGCCCUGCACUGGGCCACCCAUUCAGAUGGUAGAUGCUGCCCUGCACUGGGCCACAGUUCUCUAAAUGUCUGUCUGAAUAUAAAUUGAGUUUAUCAAUCAUGAAUAUUAGUACCAUUUGAAACUCUGUAAUCUGUCAUCAAAAUGUUAUCAAAAUCAUUCUCAUUAAUGGAGUAAUUUUGUUGUGCCUUUGAAGUAAACCUGUGUCCUUUGAUAAUGAAGUGGUGUUAGAACCCCUAUUCUACUGGAAGUGGUGUUAGAACCCCUAUUCUACUGGAAGUGGUGUUAGAACCCCUAUUCUACUGGAAGUGGUGUUAGAACCCCUAUUCUACUGGAAGUGGUGUUAGAACCCCUAUUCUACUGGAAGUGGUGUUCUGUAGCUGAAGUGCCUAUCAUCCAGUAAUGUUGCAGUCAUCAGAUUGUCAUCACUCAUCAACCAUCAGACUGGGUUUUUUACGGUGAAGCCAGUUUACAGUACUCCUGGAUGAUAUUGUGCGCCUUAUUACACUGCCAGCUCUUGAUAAGGGCUCUCCCCCUAGUCGGCUCGUUCCCAGGACACUGCGGGCCCAGUCAGGUCCAGUGUAAUUG
This is a messenger RNA of Coregonus clupeaformis (lake whitefish), 1275 nucleotides long. RefSeq names its product myotubularin-related protein 13-like. The transcript is spliced from 2 exons. The record is from RefSeq and is a predicted model, not a curated record. NCBI's taxonomy places the organism in Eukaryota, Metazoa, Chordata, Actinopteri, Salmoniformes, Salmonidae. The coding region runs from base 310 to 648 and encodes 112 amino acids.